Molecule: messenger RNA, 5406 nt
Organism: Bombina bombina (fire-bellied toad)
Lineage: Eukaryota; Metazoa; Chordata; Amphibia; Anura; Bombinatoridae
Product: gastrula zinc finger protein XlCGF26.1-like
Exons: 2
Coding region: 880-2091 (403 amino acids)
Biological process (GO): regulation of transcription by RNA polymerase II
Molecular function (GO): DNA-binding transcription factor activity, RNA polymerase II-specific; RNA polymerase II cis-regulatory region sequence-specific DNA binding
Source: RefSeq, a predicted model, not a curated record
AUAUUUUGAAUAUAAAUACAUGAAGUCAAUGAUCCUAGCUUGGAAGAAUAAUAAAACAAUUAAGAAAUGAAGAUUUUGGGACAAUAUAGAAGAGCAAAAAAUCUGAGAAACUUUGUGGGGAUAUAUCGCCUUAAAUACAAGGGUCCAAUCAGAAGAGAGAGCGGGGGAUUUAAAGAGAGUCUACCAAACACACAGUUUCUUGACAAAGCCCUAUAGAAGGGUGAAACACGUAGAACUGUGAGUGAGAGAUGCAAAAGUUAGCAACAAGGCACCGGAAACUUUCCGGAACGGAGAACCUGACAAGGGGCAAAAAUAUCUGGAUAACAGUUAUAGCUCUGCGUACAGAGUACUCAAGAGCAGAGUGAUAUCCGCUCUGAGAACGGGAGACCGACCAGAGGAGAAAACGAUGAAUACUUGCGCAAGUAUAUCAGGUGCUGAUAUAGAAUGAUGUCGCGCUAACAAACAGCGGGGAAACUCCUAGAGGAAAUCGUCUUUUGCGGAAGCCCAGUACGACAAGCGAAAGAGUAACAAGGUUAGACUCACUACCUAAAACACACAAGGAGGAGAGACAAACACGUGAAUAUUUCAUAUCCCUCCUUCACUACAGGAAGCAUCAGACUGAUACCGCAAACUCCAAUAGUCUUAGACACCAAUGACUAUUCACAAACAUUGGGGAUAUCACAGCACAUAUAUAAAAGAGAUGUUGAAUUGGCAUGAACUGGGCAGCAAUCAUUAUGUACAGAGAGUAAUUUAGUCAUCAAACAAGAGGACAACAUUUAUGCCUUAUCUAGUAAAAUUAUUAUCCCCGAGGAUAAACCACACACAUUCACUCAGUUUUCAAAACAUAUUAAAGAAGGGAAAAGUCUACAGUCUAGCCACAUGAUUCAUACAAAGGAGAAACCUUUCAAAUCUACAGAAUGUGAGAAAAGCUUUAGAUGGAAGUCUACUCUACUAGAACACUACAAAAUUCACACAGGUGAGAAACCACACACAUGUCCUGAGUGCGGCAAAUGGUUUAAACAAAUGGAUCAUCUGAAAACGCAUGAAAGGAUUCACACAGGACAAAAGCCUUUCACAUGUACAGAGUGUGGAAAAAGUUUUACACAAAAGAGUGAUCUGAGAAAACAUGAAAGGAUUCACACAGGAGAAAAGCCUUUCACAUGUACAGAGUGUGGAAAAUGUUUUACACAAAAGAGUGAUAUGAAAAAGCAUGAAAGGAUUCACACAGGAGAAAAGCUUUUCACAUGUACAAAGUGUGGAAAAAGUUUUACACAAAAGAGUGAUCUGAGAAGACAUGAAAGGAUUCACACAGGAGAAAAGCCGUUCACAUGUACAGAGUGUGGAAAAAGUUUUACACAAAUGGUUUGUCUGGAAUAUCAUGAAAGGAAUCACACAGGGGAAAAGCCGUUCACAUGUACAGAGUGUGGAAAAAGUUAUAUACAAAAGAGUGAUCUGAAAAAGCAUGAAAGGAUUCACACAGGAGAAAAGCCAUUCACAUGUACAGAGUGUGGAAAAUGUUUUACACAAAUGGUUUUUCUGAAAAGUCAUGAAAGGAUUCACACAGGGGAAAGGCCUUUCUCUUGUACAGAGUGUGGAAAAUGUUUUACAGAAAAGAGUACUCUAAAAAAACAUGAAAGGAUUCACACAGGAGAAAAGUCGUUCACAUGUACAGAGUGUGGAAAACGUUUUACACGAAUGUAUUGUCUGAAAAAUCAUGAAAGGAGUCACACAGGAGAAAAGCCUUUCACAUGUACAGAGUGUGGAAAAAGUUUUACACAAAUGAGUCAUCUGAAAUAUCAUGAAAGGAGUCACACAGGGGAAAAGCCGUUCACAUGUACAGAGUGUGGAAAAAGUUUUACACAAAUGAAUAAUCUGAAAAAACAUGAAAGGAUUCACACAGGGGAAAAGCCGUUCACAUGUACAGAGUGUGGAAAAAGUUUUACACAAAUGAGUAAUCUGAAAUAUCAUGAAAGGAUUCACACAGGGGAAAAGCCGUUCACAUGUACAGAGUGCGGAAAAAGUUUUACACACAUGAGUAAUCUGAAAACUCAUGAAAGGAUCCACAAGGGAAGAAACCUUUCACAUGUGUAGAAAGUAGAAAAAAUGUUUUUAUUAAAGUCAGGUUUCACAAAACACCACAUAUUUAUACACAAAUAAACUUUAUAUACACAGUGUACAAACCUUUUUUACAAUUAUCCUAAAGAGGACAAACUCUAUAAAUAGAAGCAUCAAAAAGGAUGUUAUUGUAAAUAAUAUUUACUAAAUCCCAGUUAUAAAAGCCCCAGAUUGGAAGUGCUCUCCUGUUGUCCUUUGUUCCUCUAUAUAUGUGCACCUCAGUUUCUGUCAUAUCAGUGUGAUAGAAUUCAAACACCACACAGGAAUAUACAGAUCUAUCCCCAUACUGACCAGUUUACACAACCAUUCACCACCAAAGUACCCCCAGUGUUGCAUAUUAAUAUACCAGUGUUAGGAGUUGUAUGUUUGAUUUACAUAGGGGAGAAAAUAAUUACAUUUACAGAAUAAAGGAGUCUUUAUAUGAAUAAUGUGUUAGAAAAUUAUAUAAACGAGACCAUCAGUCUCAAAUGAUUGACAUCUGUGAGAUAUAUUUAAUGUGCACAUCAUGUGGAUAAACCUUUUCUUAUAGCAUAUAUGCUUAGCAUUGUACAUGUUAUAUACCAGAGGAAUUACUGAGGGGAAACUGAUUUUAUUUAAUGACACAAUAUCAGUAACUGGUACAUAGGUGAUCAUAAUCCAUUUAAUUUAAAUGGCUACUAUAACCUAUAUGUAUGUCAUGUUCUUUAACUUGAUAUUAUGUUUGUUAGAUGUUUUCAUGUUAGACGCCACAAUAACUGAUAAUAGCACAUACUGUAUAUAUAAAGGGAACAUUAUAUGUCUGAUAAUUCCCUUUGUAUCAAGAGCACAAUUGUUAGGUAUAUUUAUAACAUUGUGUGCAUAUAUCAUGUAAUGCAGCUUUUUACUAUAUAAUGUCAGUAUAUACCAGUUUAUAAAUAUAAUUUAUUUAUUAUUAUUAUUCUUUAAAAUAACCUCCAAAUACAAUGUAUAUAUGAAACAAUUGAAAUUAAUAUUCAUUCCUAAAUUCUUGAGAUUAGUUAAAUUUAUUAACACAUUGAAAUAUAUUUAUAUAGAAACUAGAAUAGAUUAUGAAUCGACUAUACACGCUUAUGCUGUUAUAAUAUUCUUUACAAAGUACAGGUAUACCCCGCUCAUACAGCGGGUUAGGGACCGGAGCCCCGCUGUAAAGUGAAAACCGCCUUAAAGUGAAACAAGGCAGUUUUAGAUUUCUUUUCAGUGUUUAAAAUCUUAAAAACAUGUUUGAACUAACAUAUAUUAGGGGUGCAAUAGUGCUACGUUUAGUUUAACACUAGCACAGCAAGUAUUCAAUUAGUAUUCAAUAAAUACUGUACCUGUAAAAUAGUGACAAUUAUUUAGCACUGAGACACAGAUUGUACUGCAAUGCAGUUAACAGAGUGAACUAAGCAUAGCAAAAUGGUGCCAGUCACUUUUCUCGCAAUCUCACAAUGAUUUACAGCACUGUUUCAAAAUCCUUGGAGGUUGAACUUCAGCUCUACAAAGCGCUGUAUUAGUGAUUCGCUGUAAAGUGAAGCGCUGUAAAGUGAGGUAUACCUGUAAAUCAAAAAUAUAUCUCUAAAAUGGACCUUAAUUACAAUGAAUCACCUAAAAAUAUCACAAUAAAAUACCAGUAUCUUCUAUAAUUAGCCAAUAACUCUAAUUCAAUGCCCAAUAUGGAUUACAAACUUACUAUGCUUAAUUUACCAUAAUCAGAGAUUUAAAUAUAAUAACCAAUUUUGAAAUAUGUCACAAUAGCUGCAAAUAACUUGAUAAACACCAGACCCUGACUUAGAGAUAUGAAAUACAAAAAAACUUUAUCUAGCAAAUAAGAUUACUUAGCAUCAAUAUGACUAGUUGUAAACUACACAGGAUUAUGGACAUGAACUUAAAGUACAAAGUGCCCUUUUAAAUCACAAGCUUUAAUUAAACUAUAGCUAUAGAAUACCUUUUGAUUUAAAUAUAAAAGUAUUAAACAUCCUUUAUACGUUAUAAGUUAAACCAAAUUGAAGUUUCAGCUUUCAGAAUUUCUUAUGGGUCAUCUAAGAAGAAUUUAGUCCAAUAUUGUAAGGAUAUAGGCCUCAAAAUUGUUAUCUUCCUUUGUCCAAGAAAGUUUCCCGAAAUGGCAGAGAAUAUACUUGGCACAAAACCUGUGUAUUUUUUUCUCCAAAAGUUAUGCUUCUUUGAGUCUGUGCUGUCUUAGUGUGUGUGUGUGGGUUCUUAUGCAAGAUAAAGAAUCCCUCCUUAUUUUCUUUAAUCAUUCCCACAGGAGUUUGAUAGGCCCUCGGAGUUUGUCUCUUUGAUAGGCCCUUAACGGAGCUUGCCCCUGAUUGGUUCUGUUAAUGUAAACAUCUCAUAGGCUAUUUGGGAAAUGUAUAGGCUCCAACAGUCAAUUCGUUUGGCUGUCAUACCAGUUUUAGUCCUGUAGGGGGCGGCAGACAACCAGAAAUGCAGUUUCAUCAUCAAUACUGCUACAGCUUAAUAUCUCUCCUUAAAAUGUUUAUUCAUUGUACUAUAAUUUCUUGUAUCAGCAAGCAAUGUGUCUGAUGCACAUGGGACUAUAUAGUGCUAUUUUAUCUAAGUAUGUUUAUAUUAAACAUGAUAUAUUUCUCAUGAUAUUUUAGAAGAUGCCUUUAAAGUCGCAUUUGAUUAUUAUCCCAUAUUAAUACAAAUACAGUUAUUUGAGUAUGUUAAAUAGAUUUGAAAAUUAUAGACAAAUCCAUUUAUAUGACUUUUUAAGUAUACAUUCUGCUAUUUAAAAUCUAAGUUGUCACCAAGUCUGGUAAACAGGAGAUCCUGUGUAUCCAACUCAGCAGGGGAUAAUCAACCUCUUGUAUGUAAAGUGGUUCCCCCUCAUGAAACACCUGUUUAUUUUGCAUAGGCUUCAAAGAGUUCAGUUCCAGACUGUUUAUCCACAGGGGUUAGUUAUCUGAUAACUUUUAUUACAUAGAGGAAAGAACCUCUGUUAAAAUGACAUAUUUAGUUUUACAAGUGUUUGUUAACUUACAAACAUCCUGGGAUUCAGAGCAUAUCUUCCACCAGAACAUAGAAUAUUGUCUCUAUCACCCCAGGGGUCUGUGCUGAACUAAUGAGACAAAUGUUCUCUUUUGAACCCUUUAGAUGUGUAAGUUAGAGAGAGGGGGGGGGGUCUGCUGUAGUUACAGCCAAAUCAAUUUAUAUCAGGUAGAUAUUAGCUCAAUGGAAUUAUUCUAUUAUGUGACACAUGCACAAUUUAUCUAAUGUCACUCAGCAAUACCUUGACAAUAAUUAUAUGUAAUGUUUUUUCAUGCAAAUAAAAAGUGAUUGUAAUCCAGAAAA